AUGGGAGACUCAUCAGCUUGUCUCAGGCAACAACCAUUCUGUUAUGCCUCUGGUUUUCCCAAAGAAGCCAACAAGAGCAACUUAAAUCAAGCACUUGGGCAAUCAAUCUCAUUUGGGAGGUUCACGUCAGAGUCUCUGGCAUGGGAGAAAUGGUCAACUUUCUCUCAAAACCGCUAUGUUGAAGAGGCAGAGAGGUUUACACAGCCUGGUUCAGUUGCACAGAAGAAAGCUUUCUUUGAAGCCCACUACAAGAAACUUGCUGCUCAAAAGGCAGCUGCUUUGCUUGAACAAGCAACCAGUGCCUCACAGACCCAGAAAGAACACCAAGCAGUAGUUGACAUCACCCAUAAUUCACACAUUUCAAGUCCAAUGUCUAAACUUGUUCUCCAUGAAGAAAAUGCACAUGUUUUCAACACUGACUCAGCUGAUACUGCCUAUAAGUCAAAUUCGAAUACAGAGACUUAUUUACCUCCCAGUAACAAGGUAGAAAGAGCUCAAUCAGAACACCAUGCUGGCAACUAUAAGGAGCCAAGUGACGAAGAGGUUAGGUACCAACUUUGCUAG
Molecule: messenger RNA, 564 nt
Organism: Sphenostylis stenocarpa
Lineage: Eukaryota; Viridiplantae; Streptophyta; Magnoliopsida; Fabales; Fabaceae
Source: the annotation of a GenBank genome assembly